Molecule: messenger RNA, 2158 nt
Organism: Habropoda laboriosa
Lineage: Eukaryota; Metazoa; Arthropoda; Insecta; Hymenoptera; Apidae
Product: rab-like protein 6
Exons: 5
Coding region: 59-2158 (699 amino acids)
Cellular component (GO): nucleus; cytosol
Molecular function (GO): GTPase activity; GTP binding
Source: RefSeq, a predicted model, not a curated record
UCAUUAAGGAAAGGUCCUUAUCUAAAAUAUUAUUCAUUCAAUUGAAAAGAAACACACAAUGUUCUCUGCAUUUAAAAGAUUAGCCGGAAAGUCUGAUGGAGUUGGCAAUGUAUCUCUUAGACCAGCUCAUCAAUCUAUGCCAACAACUUUACAAAGAAAAUUUGCUAAAGGCGUACAGUAUAACAUGAAAAUUAUUAUAAAAGGUGAUAGAAAUGUAGGAAAAACUUGUCUAUUUCAUAGACUUCAAGGCCAAAAAUUUAUAGAAGAAUAUAUACCAACAGAAGAAAUACAAGUAACCAGUAUUCAAUGGAAUUAUAAAGCUACAGAUGAUAUUGUCAAAGUUGAAGUUUGGGAUGUUGUAGAUAAGGGUCGACGUAGGAAAAAAUUGGAAGGUUUGAAAAUGGACAAUUCACAGUCUGAAAAUAUUGAGGAGCCUGCUUUGGACGCAGAGUUUCUUGAUGUUUAUAAAGGGACCAAUGGUGUUAUUAUUAUGAUGGAUAUUACAAAAUCUUGGACAUUUGAUUAUGUACAAAGAGAACUUCCAAAAAUUCCUAGCCACAUCCCAGUUAUUGUCUUAGGAAAUCAUUGUGAUAUGGCACAUCAUAGAACAGUUACAUCGGAUCAUGUGACAUAUUUUAUUGAUUCCUUACACGAAAGAACAGCGCAAGUAAGAUAUGCAGAAUCAUCUAUGAGAAAUGGCUUUGGAUUAAAACUUCUGCACAAAUUCUUCAAUCUUCCUUUCCUUCAAUUGCAAAGAGAAACAUUAUUGAAACAACUUGAUACUAAUGAGGAGGAGACACGUUUGACAAUACAGGAACUUGACCUCUUUCAGGACAGUGAUGAUGCCAAUUAUAACAAAUUCUUGGAUAAUCUUGUUAACAGAAGAAGAGCAAUUGCUGACUCUGUCUCUGCCAGUAUUCUAGUCCCUAAUGUUACAUCUUCUUUGAGUAAUCAUAAUAUAUUAUCUUCCAAUGGCAACACAAAUAUAAAUGCUGAAGUAAAACGAUCAAUUUCCAUGCCUGCUGGUCCUAUAGGAGGUGGAACCCCUAUUCCGGUAAAAAGUCUAGAUUUAAAAUCACUACCAAAGAAGGAAAAUUUUAUAAAUACUUGUGAAAAUCAAGUAGUUCCUAGUAAAAGCUCACAGGCCAUAUCAACAUUGUCCCCUACACAAAAUAUUUCAAAAACAGACACCAAGGUGGCUGAAUUGUUAAAUGAUAAUACUGAUAGGCGAGAUUCGAUUAACAAGCCACAAUCACUUAUGUCAAAGAUAUUUGGUAAUAAAAAGGAAGAUGAAGUGGACAAAGUAAUACACGUUAAUAACUCGAGUACGAACGUACCGUUAACUAGCGUUGAAGACUUUGUUCCGGACGAUGGACCUUUAGAUCGAUCGUUCUUAGAAGAUAGUAGUCAAAUUUCACCACAAAAGGUACAGCAUGACGAACUGGAUUCUGAAAGUGAUACUGAAACUGCGAACCCUUUGGUUGCCGGUUACGAAGAUGAUUUAUCAUCGACCGACGAAGCAACACCUCCCAUACAACCGAAAUUGGCUGAGAAUCCGUUGAGCAAACAGAAACACAAACGCGAAACUUUAUCAAACGCAGAAAUAAAUUCAGAAAAAUUACGACAAAUCACUAAACGUGAUUCUAUUUCAUCUAUAGACCAAGAAUUCCAAAUAUCGAGCAAUUAUGAUAUAAAUGAGCAACAAGGGAUUAAUUCGGACGCGUUCGAUAGUUGGCUCCGUCGUGAUUCCAAAUGGAGGCAAAGUCCCGAAGGCGGUGAAGAUGUAAGCAGUAACAGCACCAGAAAAGACAGACUGGAGUUGAGUGAUAAAAGUUUAGACGUUAGUGUAACAAGUUCUAAUGUUCAUUUAGAGUUACUCGACAAUACUAGUGUACGUCAUAUGAGUUCUGAUGGUGGCAGUCCCGUGUUAAGAGAAAAGAAGAAACAUAAAGAGAAGGCGGAAGACAAAGAGAAGAAAAAGAAGAAAAAGUCUAAAGACAAAGAGAAAGAUAAAGAGAAAACAGAUAAAGUAGAAAAGAAAAAGAAACGUUCGUUACAUCGUACCAGAGAUGAAAAGAGAGAACGCGAUGAACUUGAAGAAUUUCUUAAUGGUUCUGUAACUAGAAUUGGUGUCGAUGUUGCCUAUGAAGAAAUAUAG